Molecule: messenger RNA, 414 nt
Organism: Pichia kudriavzevii
Lineage: Eukaryota; Fungi; Ascomycota; Pichiomycetes; Pichiales; Pichiaceae
Exons: 1
Coding region: 1-414 (137 amino acids)
Biological process (GO): regulation of transcription by RNA polymerase II
Cellular component (GO): mediator complex
Molecular function (GO): transcription coregulator activity
Source: RefSeq, a predicted model, not a curated record
AUGACAGAUCGUUUAACACAGUUACAACUAUGCCUUGACCAAUUACUAGAUAUUAUGUUUUCUGCCAUUUCCUACGUCGAUCAAAAUCACGAUGUGAUACCGGCAAAUAUCAAUGAGCCUAAAGCUAUAGAUCCUACCUACAAUCCACCGAGUGAAUUUGAGUUUCAAGCAAGUCAAAAUGAGUUAGCUGUGGAUAUUAUUUUGAAGACAAGACAGAUAUUGAAAAUAAUUGAUACACUGCCUGGCGUAGGUGUUACUAAAAAUGAACAGCUCCUUUCAAUAAGGAAUUUGAGGAUUGAGCUUGAACAAGCUGAAAAAGAAAAAGCCGACGCUGUAGAAAGAAAAGACAAACUAUUGGGAUUUGUUAACCAAUUAAUACUACAGGUAAGUGGCGCUAUUGCAGAAAGUCGAUGA